Messenger RNA from Strongylus vulgaris, 717 nucleotides. Lineage: Eukaryota; Metazoa; Nematoda; Chromadorea; Rhabditida; Strongylidae. The record is from the annotation of a GenBank genome assembly.
ACUUGGUAUGUAUUAUUACUUUCUUUUCUCUGCAAAUGUUUACAUUGUUUGCUUAAGGGCAGUGCUUUCCCACUCGUAGCUGAGGCUAUUCAGGAGGAUUUGGAGGCGUAUCGAAGCAGUGAAGAUGAAAUUAAGCGACUAAAACACGCCAUGGGAAUGGAGGGUAAUGAAGCAGACGCUGCUAUCUCGUCACUGUUAUCAGACACCACCGCAAAGUUGGGAUCUACCGUAACGUCUCUUCCCCAAUUACUGGAGGCAAAAAGACUGAUAGAUUUGCAUACAAAUGUUGCCACCACCCUUCUUGAUCACAUCAAACAGCGGAAACUGGAUGUGCUCUUUGAACUGGAGCAAAAGUUGCUACAGCAUUCUCCUCUUGAAGUACCUCUUCUGCAAUUGCUUGCUGACUUUACCAAUCCCGAAGAUAUACUUAGGGUCAUAUUAAUCAACUAUCUGUGUCAGGAAAACAUCACUGAGGCAGAACUUGAAGAACAGUUGAGGUUUCUCAAGGAGAGGAAUGGGGACGAAUCUGCCAUUCGCUUCGCUUGCAAAAUUAGGUCAGUGUCACAACUGGGAAAGUCAACAGCGACGGAAGAGCAUCAUGGCGGUGGUACGAAGACUAUUAGCAUGUUCAAUAAACUGCUCAGCCAUAGCUCACGAUUUGUAAUGGAAGGCGUCAAAAACCUCGUUCCUAAAAAGCAUAACUUGCCAUUAACCAUG